Talaromyces rugulosus is the source of this 705-nucleotide messenger RNA. RefSeq lists its product as uncharacterized. The record is from RefSeq and is a predicted model, not a curated record. The transcript is spliced from 4 exons. Lineage: Eukaryota; Fungi; Ascomycota; Eurotiomycetes; Eurotiales; Trichocomaceae. Bases 1 to 705 code for a protein of 234 amino acids.
AUGUCUACCCUUGACCACGACUUUAUACAGCAGCUAGCAGCCCUGGGAACACCAUAUCCGCGUCUCAAAUGGUAUAUCGGAGCCAUAGUGGCGCUAAGCGCAUUGAACUAUCCUGAAGAAAUCGGGCCUUUGUAUACAUGUCUCCUCGACAAAUACAUUGCCCCGGAUGACCAUUAUGAGCAGACGCGCAAGAUCAAAGAGGCUUUGGUCAAGGCUUGCGGGCUGCAUGGUGCGGCCAAGACCGGCAAUGCAAUGCGAGCUCUAUAUGCCGUAACACCGGCUCACCUAAUUGACAAGACAUGUUAUCGCGAAAACGACGUCGACGACACAGCGGCAUAUGCACGCGGAGACGAGUUUCUGAAAAGCCUUUAUCCCGAUGUGCCAGAUUUGAAUACGGAAGAUGACUUUGUUCGCAAAACAUCGCCGGAUUACUUUCACGUUGUAUCCCGCCUGUUUUACCCGCGCAUCUUCUCCUUCAAUCAGAUCUUGGACAAGCUCGAGUCAAGCCAGGCAAUCGUUUCGAGCCUCAUCGGGAUCGACUGCACGGGCCAGGCACGCAACCAUAUGAGAGGAAUGAUGUGGAAUGGCGCCACGCGGGACGAGGUGACUAUGGUGCGAGAUGUCGUUGUGCGUAUUGCAGAGCGGCUUGGGGUGCAGUUCAAGGCUGGUCCGAUUGCUGUUCCGGAGAUUCCAAUCUUUCAAUAA